Acytostelium subglobosum LB1 is the source of this 2007-nucleotide messenger RNA. RefSeq lists its product as hypothetical. Gene Ontology annotation, biological process: peptidyl-serine phosphorylation; signal transduction. Gene Ontology annotation, molecular function: cAMP-dependent protein kinase activity; ATP binding. The transcript has 3 exons. Bases 1 to 2007 code for a protein of 668 amino acids. Lineage: Eukaryota; Evosea; Eumycetozoa; Acytosteliales; Acytosteliaceae. Gene Ontology annotation, cellular component: cAMP-dependent protein kinase complex. The record is from RefSeq and is a predicted model, not a curated record.
AUGGAUGUAUCAACAAUGUUGCAUCAACAACAGCAACAACUCUAUCAAAAUAUGCUCUUUUCCAACUCGGCUGGAAGUAAACAUUCAUCGCCAACCUCAUCUUCUGACAAUGUUGGCACACUCUAUGACCUGUCCCGGCAAUCACUUCGUCUACUCGAUCAAAUUGUCAAUAUGUUAACAGCCAAUGAUUCAAAGUUCAAUAUAAAGUCACAGAUAAAGGUUGCUCAUUCUAUAAUAUACUCAUUCGUGGAGUCGAUUGAAAAGGCGAACAAUGUAAACAAUCAAAAGUCAAUGGUACCUGAUUAUGGAUCGGUGGUCAGUCCGCCCAGACCUUCAAUCAACAUGUCCAACCUCCAACAUUUCAUUGCCAAUGGUGGCGCGCAACAAUCAACAUCGCCACCCAUCACUGCAAGCUCACCACGCGUAUCAUUGUCCCCUCCACAUUAUAACAACACUCAUCAAGAUGGUAGCAACACCGCCAGACAACAUUACAAUCAAUAUCAAUAUCAUCAGCAACAGCAGCUACAGCAACAACAUCAGAAGCAACAUAAGUCACAGAGUUUAAAGUCGCCCAAGACGCGAGUGAAGCCCGAGCCCUAUCCAACCACCUCGCCCACGAUCAUUGCACAGAAGGCACAAAUGCUAUCACUGUCCUCUCCUCUGUUACAGCCUAGCAUGCAUGUCCAUUCGACGCCAACCACUCCACAAUUCUCAAACAAGUACCUCUCUGUAAUCACACCUCCAUACUUCCUGUUAGACGACCAGACUCUAAGCAGGGCAGCGCCACCACUCAAGCUCCAGCAACAACAACAACAACAACAACAGCAGCAUCAACAACAACAAUAUUCCAACCCAUCGACACCAAAGUACCAUCCAACCAACUUGGUCCUAUCACCAUUGUCCAACAGCAGCUCGCGAAGCCCGAAUAGCUCAUGCGACAUAUUCUCUCCACGCACACCAUUGAUGCCAUCACUGGUCCUUGUCAAUCCUUUCAAGAUUGAUUGGAGGCUUACCAAUCUUGCGGACUUCUCCAUCUUGUCAGAGAUUGGCGCAGGAUCAUUUGGCACCGUACGCCUCUGCAAACACAAUGACUCUGGAAUCUAUUUCUGUCUAAAGAUGCUCAACAGACAACGCAUCACAAGUACCAAGCAGAUUGAACACAUCCUCAAUGAGAAGAAUAUCAUGCUGUCCAUCAACAAUCCAUUCAUUGUCAAGCUAUUUGCAACUUACAAGACGAGUCAAUACCUUUACUUUAUGAUGGAGUAUGUUGGCAAAGGUGAACUAUUCAACUAUAUACGCAUGGAGUCACAGUUUAAGGAGAGGACUGCCAAGGCAAUCAUUGGCGAGAUCAUCCUGGCUGUUGAAUAUCUACAUCAGAACAAUAUAAUAUAUAGAGACCUAAAGCCCGAGAAUAUAUUGAUCGACAACUACGGACAUAUUAAGUUGGCCGACUUUGGAUUCGCCAAGAAGAUCGAGGAGAAGACAAUGAGCAUGUGUGGAACGAUUGACUACAUGGCACCAGAGGUUAUGCUUGGUAAUGGACAUGGAAAGGCCGUAGAUUGGUGGGCCGUUGGCAUUGUCCUGUAUGAAUUGAUCACAGGCUUUCCUCCAUUCUCAUUGGACCCCGACAAUAACUCUCAGAAUAAUCUUGGCUCAUUCUUGGACUCGGUCAGAUCCAACCAACCAAUCAUCGAGUUCCCCAACACAUUCCCCCGAGCAUGCAAGGACCUCGUCAGCAAGCUGUUGGACUUCAAUCCCAAACAACGCAUAGGCUCUACAAACGACGCAAUAGAGAUCAAGAGCCACCCAUGGUUCUCCGAUGUCAACUGGAACACACUGGGGAGACGUGAGGGCAAUGGACCCUUCUUCCACCUGGCCAGCUUCACCAACCAUGCCUCCAACUCGGUCGAGCAGUCACACUUCUCCAGUGACACCGACCUCUCAUCAUCUGGCAUGGACGACCUUACGCUUUCAGACUCGUUUGAUGGCUUUGAAGGACAUAUCUAA